GCCCGCGCCCUUCCCUUCCCUUUCCCUGCCUGGCCUCUCCGGCGGCGGAGCGCGCUUGGCCGGCCUCGCUCGCUCCGCCCGGAGGCGCCCUGCCCGCAGCCCGCGAGGCGGCGGAGCAGCAGCAGCCCCGGACUCUGCCUCGCCGCUCGGCCCGGGAGGCCCCGCCAGCCGUGUAUGGACUGUGGUGCUCGCCCGCAGCCAUGGGGAAGAUGCUGUCCAAGAUCUUCGGCAACAAAGAGAUGAGAAUCCUGAUGCUGGGCUUGGAUGCGGCCGGCAAAACCACCAUACUUUACAAGCUCAAAUUGGGUCAGCCGGUGACCACCAUUCCCACGGUGGGCUUCAACGUGGAGACGGUGACCUACAAGAAUGUCAAGUUCAACGUCUGGGACGUAGGGGGUCAGGACAAGAUCCGGCCCCUCUGGAGACACUACUAUACUGGCACCCAAGGGUUGAUCUUCGUGGUGGACUGUGCUGACCGCGACCGGAUUGACGAGGGCCGGCAAGAGCUCCACCGUAUCAUCAACGACCGGGAAAUGCGAGAUGCCAUCAUCUUAGUUUUUGCCAACAAACAGGACCUCCCCGACGCCAUGAAGCCGCACGAGAUCCAGGAGAAACUGGGCCUCACUCGCAUUAGGGACAGAAAUUGGUAUGUCCAGCCGUCUUGUGCCACGUCGGGAGAAGGACUUUAUGAAGGCUUAAUGUGGCUUACUUCCAACUACAAAUCAUAAUUCGAGGGCUAUAUCAUGUAUGACGUGCGCGCGCACAAAAUCUCUUUAACCAAUGAAUCCUACAACGUAUAUAUAUAUAUUCUCUUCUCUCUUCCCCCACCCUACUCCCUCCAGUCAUUUUUGGGGGGCUGGAUUUGAAAUCGACUCUUCACUAGUCGCUUCUGCAGAAGUGGAGAGGGAUCCACAAAGGAGCUGUUGGGAGAAGUCUAUUCCCCCGCCCCCGCCCCCCCCCCAUGUCCGAUAAGGAAUUUUUGUUUCCCGUUGGCGGGCUGAAGGUGGGGGAGGGCGGGGGGGGCUUUUGGCUACCUCUGAGUGCUAGCCUGGCUUUCUUCUGGCUACCGUUUCCACCCCCAGUGGAUCUCCAACCUGUCAUGACCUGGUAGCAGCCUUUGUAGAGAAACUCGAGUGGCCAUAAGCAGUUUGGAGUGACUUGCUCACUAACAGCAGGUUUUAAGGAUCAGAGUUUUUCUCUAUACCGGGAUCUGUCCUCCAUCCUUAGAUGUGGGCUCUUUCGGUUGGAUCCCAUGGGAGAAUAUCCCCUUUUAUUGUGGGGGAAGGCUGCACAAAGGGGGUCAGCAGAAUCCAAUCCUCUUUGCUUUCAGGAGGCCUGUUAGAUUUUGCUCUCUGCCCUCGUUGCCUGCUGUAUGAUUGGGAAGGAGAGGGAGGCGGGCAAGGCGUCAAAGCGUGAAUCUGCAGGGUGGAAAGGGAACCUCGCUUGCUGGAAUGCUCCACGUAUGCAGGCCCUGUCCUAUAAACGCCUUUUGCUGGAACCACCUUCAGGGUUUUGGGGUUUUUUUUUUUGCUACUAGACUUUCCACUCCUCUCUUGACCUGUUCAACCUGCCAAAAUUGCCUGCUUGCUGUAGGCAGAAAUGUGCACGCCCAACGGAACCAGUUCCCCCAGUAUGAGAUGGGUGGGAUUGGCAAAAGCCAUGAAUCAGAGCUGUGCCGUACUCCCUUCCCAAAUUCUUCCAGGCUGCUCCCUUUCACGGGCGACAGGUUGCCACCUUGAAACGGAGGAGGGCGGGAGAUGCCUGAAGAGGAGCGGUUGUGGCUCACGCCCACCACCUCUCCAGUGACACAUCCCACCCGGCUUUUUGACGUGGUUUUCUAAGCUCUGACUUCCUGUCCAUGCAGGACGGAAUCCAUCCGGGUCUGUUUUGGUUCUCUUUUUCCCUUUCCUUUGUAAAAAUCUUCCUCCUACACAGGAAAAUCCCCUCCUUUAGCUUUACCUUUUGGGAUCAUAUCCUUGGCUUAAGAUGCACUCACAAGGCACCUAGCUAACCGUGCCACCCAGCCAAAGGAAGGGACUAUUAGCCAGUAUUUACCCCUCUUCUGUGCCAUCCUCUCUUGAGUGGGGCCUGAACUCCGGUUGUAUGACUUGAGGCCAUUCCCCAACCCUGGGAAACCUAGCUUGCUAGCAUGUGUUGAAGGAGAAACACGCUCCGCAGGUUCUCUGUUCCAGCUCUUGGGCGUGGAAUAUGUAUUUUUAAUCUGAUUGGUUACGCUGGUGCUAUUCAAACCAUAGGCGUAUGUGCCUGGUGGCCAGUAGUUUGGCAUGAGCGGAAUCUCGGGCACGGACGAACGAGGUGGAGUUUUGCAAAUACUCAUCGAGGUGGCAGCGAGGAACCUGUGCAAGUUUUCUCCUUCUCUUGGCUGAAUGUCUGAUUCUGUCCCCCUGCCUGCUUCUUUGAAGCGAGGUCUCGAGAGAAGCAGCAAUGAGUUUUAGGCAACUUUUUCUCAUCGUCCCGUAAUCCACCAGCAAAGGAAAGUAUUCUCCGCAUCCCCAAUUGCUGGUUUUAAAAUUGAGUUGUGUGUAUUUGGACUCCCUUCUGCGCGGGGCGCUAUGCUCAGGGAUUUGUAGUUUUCUUUCAUCCAUUCCUUCCUACGCCCCAUCCCUAAAGAGCAAUUCCUGAUUUUGUAGACUUCCCUUUUAUCAAGAGCCUGGCUGAACAGAAUUUGAGUUCUCCUCUUCAUACAAGAUGGCGUUUGCCAGCUUUUGCCAAGGAGGACUUCUGCACAUCGCAGCAUGGCAAAUUCUUGGGACUGGGGAGGGAACCUGCCCUCUCAUACGCCCCUACAAAAAUGCAGCCUGUUGCUUGAGCAAGUGAGGGACACAUGCUUAGCUCUGAUUCCUUGGUCCGUCACUCUAGCAUAUCGACAUGUGGACGCAGCAGAUUUCCCUGGUGUGCCCACAUCCGAUGUUUAAUUUUGUAUGUGUGUGUGUCUGUGUCUUUUGGAAAUCCCCAAAGAGAGUUUUGGAGGGUUGAGGGGAGGCUGUUAAGAAGUGCUCCAGGAAGAAACAAACAGCCAUCAGAAAAAUGAUAGUCAGUGACUGAUCUCAAUGGCUGCCCCCCCCCUUACCUGUUUCUCAAACUGACAGUUAAUUGUCGGGGGGGGGGGAGUCCGAACUUGGGAUCUUUGCACUGGGGAAGUAUUAACCCCCCCCCCCCUAUUUGCUGUGCAUCAGCUUCCCUCUUACUCUGCACGGAUAUCUUUGCACUUGUGUGUUGGUUUGAAUCAAGACUUUCAGGGCUAUCUUCUCUUUGCAGGAGAAAACAGCCCUUGCUGUCUUCUAAGGCUGUCCUCAAACAAGAAGAUGGUGAGCUCCCCCCGCCCCCGCCCGCCACUAUUUGGGGGCCUACCAAGACUUGCGGUAUGCGCUAUCCCUGCAGGGGGAAAAAUCGCCCAUGCUUCCUGCUGUUGUAGUGGCCCCACUCAUUGGGCGUGAGCUCCUCUCAAGAAAGCCUGACUCAUAAUUCCCACAAGGCGUGCCCCCCCCCCCGCGCCUUGGAUGGGAGGGGAAGUGACUCUUCUUGGCUUGAAUGGCUGAAGGCCCAUUUUCAGCAACCGCCCUCUUGCAAUUCAUUCGCUUCCCUCUCCCAGCAGCACACAGCAGUCUGGCUGGGCGCCUUUCCUCUGCACCGCAGGGCCAAGAUUAAAAUCAACUUUGGGGAGGGCUCUGGACUCUGAAAUCCUCAGGAUUUCACUUUCAGAAUCAACAGCCUUAUUCUGUUGUACUGGCCCCCCUCCAAAAAACCCUGGGUGAUUAUUUGGCCUCUUUAAAGUAAGACCGAGCCUCACCUUUGCUGAGCAAUAUGGUGAGAAUCUUUAAAGGGCCCAUUUUCUCCUCUGUUCAUAUUUCUUCCCCCGAACCAGCUGCAGUUAGCUGUCUUCAAAAAUGCUUGAGUGACAGAAAAUAUGUAUCUUAAAAAUGGGGGUUGGGGUGGGGGGGGGCGUGAAUUCGUGACAUUCCUUGUUCUUUUCUCUCGCUUCUGGCUUUCCCUGCCUUGCUCGCUGGCGUUCCCGACAGAUCUGUGCUGCGCUUUGGGAACCUGGCGCUCGGAUUCCGGCGCGAUUGUGUUGAAUUGGAGGGCAUCUAAGUCGGGAGACGGACAUCUGCGUAGGCAUUCAAGAUAAUCCAAUUUACGGCACACAAAAUGUGGGACACGCAUACACACUGCCGGCUUCUUGUUGGGUGGGAAAAACCCUUAAUAUGCCAGGUUUGCUUCUGCAGAUUUUCCUGUGGCUCAGCCAGCGUAUUGCAGAAAUGUUACUUUGGUCUAGAUUCCCCCCUCCCACAUCUGGGGCUGCUUAUCUGCUGUCUUCAGUGAGUAAAAGAGGGCAUUGUGUGUGCUUCCCACCCCCUAAGGAUCUGUGUGCAUGACACACAAGACCAAAGCUGGCUUGUAUCUAGAUGGCUGUUAGAAUCGUAGGGGAAGGGUGGCUUUUUCUCCCGGGGAAUUCAGGGCCUCCGUGGGUCCUAUUCGGGAUAAACAGGGUGGCCUUAAUUGGUAGGUGAUGGUUUGAGUUCUCGCUCGAACGUGUGUAUUUCAGUUACCCUGACUAGGAAAGUUGUGUAUUGGUUAUAAUGUACGAAGGCACUUAACACACAAACACACACACCUUGCCAUUGCCGUGUUCACUGGUGGUGGUUGCUAAUUUCCACGUCUGUUCCGAUCAUGUUAAAGUUGCUUCCAAAUCCACGUGCAAGCGAGGGGUGCUUUCUUCUGUCCGGGGAGCGGGGGGGGGAAUAACUGGCUUUCUCUUGUGCCUUCAAUAAUGGCUCUCAGUUACUUACGGGAAAACAAGGUACUUCUUGUAAGCAAAACUGCAGCUGUGGAACUGGAAUACACUGGGUUUGUUUUACUAUUAUUUUUUAAAAUUAAGUUUCUUUUUCUCUCCUCUGAAUAGAAAAAAGGGGGGAGGGGGUAUCCGAUGCUGAUCAGCAUAUGCAAAUGUACUGUACAUUUUAACGCUGGAAUUUCUUUAGAUUUCUUUCUGUUGGGGGGUGGGAUUAAACACAUCUUGCGGUUAUGGGUGCCUGAAUUUUGGGUGGGGGAUCCCCCCAAAUCUCUACAAACAAGGGCUCACUUCAUCAAACUGUUUUUUUUUAAAAAAAAGAACAAUAAAAUAAAUGAUUUUUUUCCUUCUA
Molecule: messenger RNA, 5162 nt
Organism: Eublepharis macularius
Lineage: Eukaryota; Metazoa; Chordata; Lepidosauria; Squamata; Eublepharidae
Product: ADP-ribosylation factor 6-like
Exons: 2
Coding region: 201-728 (175 amino acids)
Biological process (GO): intracellular protein transport; vesicle-mediated transport
Cellular component (GO): cytoplasm
Molecular function (GO): GTPase activity; GTP binding
Source: RefSeq, a predicted model, not a curated record